This is a messenger RNA of Cucumis melo (muskmelon), 3118 nucleotides long. Its product is annotated as plastid division protein CDP1, chloroplastic. Gene Ontology annotation, biological process: chloroplast fission. The transcript has 12 exons. Gene Ontology annotation, cellular component: chloroplast inner membrane. The record is from RefSeq and is a predicted model, not a curated record. Lineage: Eukaryota; Viridiplantae; Streptophyta; Magnoliopsida; Cucurbitales; Cucurbitaceae. The coding region runs from base 255 to 2789 and encodes 844 amino acids.
AGGGAAAAAGAAAAAGAGGAGAUACAAUGGUGGCAUAAGGCGAGUCUUGUUAUUGCAGCAAAGAGAAAUUUUGGCAGUGAAGAACAAGUAAAGCAAAUACUAUGGGCUGUUGGGGCUUUUAUCUCUUCCUACUUGCUGCAAAAGGCAACUCUUUCUUACAAUCUUCACCAUAAGAACACAUUCAAGUGCAUAAUUAUGAACUUCGAUUCAUUUCUAAGCUUUGUUUUUGUCGAAUGACAAAUGCAGAUUGAGAUAUGGCUUUAUCAUCCUACGCCUCGCCCACAAUUUCUUCCUCCUUUUGCUUUCUUUGCUUGUUUCAUUUCAAUAAAUCCAACAAUGGGAUUCUCCUACAUACCAAAAUUUACAAGGGUUUUGCUGGAAUGACAGCCCCUUCCAGCUCCGGCAGAAUGCGGGGCGGAAAUCGGCUUUUGAUUGGUUCGCUUCCGAGGCAGGCAGCUGAUUUUCUUAUCACUCCCCACAAUUCUUCUAAUUGGAGAAUGAAUGCUGUCGGCAUGGACUCUACUACCAGCUCCCAAACUCGUACCCCCACCAUUCACGACAAAGGGUCCAAUGGAGCUGCUGCCACACUUGAAAUUCACGUUACUUGUUACCAGCUUAUUGGUGUCCCAGAUCAAUCUGAAAAAGAUGAGAUUGUUAAAUCAGUGAUGGAAUUAAGAAAUGUUGAAAUUGAAGAAGGUUACUCCAUCGAUGCUAUUGCAUCUCGCCAGGAUCUUUUAAUGGAUGUGAGAGAUAAACUUCUAUUUGAACCACAUUAUGCUGGUAACAUGAAGGAAAACAUCCUACCGAAGUCUUCCAUUCGAAUUCCUUGGGCUUGGUUGCCAGGUGCUCUUUGCCUUCUUCAAGAGGUUGGAGAAGCAAAAGUGGUGCUCGACAUUGGACAGACAGUUAUCCAAUGUCCAAUGGCUAAGCCUUACAUGCUUGACAUACUGUUCUCGAUGGUAUUAGCAGAGUGUGCAAUUGCAAAACUUGGUUUUGAGAAGAACAUGGUAUCGCAAGGUUUUGAAGCUCUUGCACGUGCCCAAUAUCUUCUAAGAAGUCAAACAUCUCUCAGGAAACUAAAAUUGUUAUCUCAGAUUGAAGAAUCUUUGGAGGAACUUGCACCUGCUUGCACAUUGGAGUUGCUGGCUCUGCCUAACUUACCCAUGAAUACUGAACGGAGAGCAGGAGCAAUUGCAGCAUUACGUGAAUUGCUGAGACAAGGUCUUGGCGUUGAAAUGUCUUGUCAAGUUCAGGAUUGGCCGUGCUUCUUAAGCCAGGCUCUUGGUAGGCUAAUGGCUGCGGAAGUGGUUGAUCUUCUUCCAUGGCAUGAAUUAGCUCUCAUAAGAAAGAAUAAAAAAUCAAUCGAGUCACAGAAUCAAAGGGUCGUGGUUGAUUUUUAUUGCUUUUUGUUGGCUUUUAAAGCUCAUCUUGCUCUUGGGUUUUCAAGCAGGCAGCCAGAGUUGAUUGGAAAAGCAAAAACUAUAUGUGAAUGUCUGAUAGCUUCAGAAGGUGUCGAUCUGAAACUGGAGGAGGCUUUUUGCAAUUUUCUUCUUGGUCAGUGCAGUGAUUCUGAGGUUUUUGAAAAACUUCAACAGUCUACUUUGAAUUCAAAACCAGCUAUGCCUAGCCAAUUUUCAAGUUCAGCAAUGGAGAAAAAGAAUGCAGAGAACACAUGCCAAUUGUUGGAAAUAUGGUUGAAGGAUACUGUACUUGGUGUCUUUAAAGAUACGAGGGACUGCUCCCUGACACUGGUUAGUUUUCUCCGUGGCGAGAAGAAAAUGGAUGCAAAGAAGAAAAUUAACCAUUCUAAGCAGAUUAUAGUUCACACGAAUAACAAGCCCAUAUCCACUUCCUCUGUAUCAGAUUGGAGGGAUGUUGAGAACGCCUUUCCUGUUUCAAAUUCUUCCCAAAAUCUUGGGAAUAUUGUUAGACGGUUAACUCCUACCAGCUUGCCAAGUCAAUUGGGAAUGGAGAAAAAACAAACUGAUGCAAAAUCAUCAUCAGUUCAAUUGAAAAGGGACCUUCGCAUAAAGAAAUGGAAAAUUUCAGAAUUGUGGUUGUCCAGGGUCAGUCUUGUUGAUAGCAUGAAAGUUCUUGUUGUAGUUGGGAGUAUUAGUUUUGCUUCCUUCAAUCUAAUGAGCAGGAUGAUAAAGAUGAAACCUUUUCCUACAUGGACCCUGCAAAAAGCAAGCCUGAAUACAAGCUCUGUUUUCAGCGAUGAGGGUCUGUCCGUAGAUAAUGUUAUAGCACCUCCAAAUACGAAGAAUAAUUCAAAUCUUAGUAGUAGUCUUAAAAGGCUUUUGUCAAAGCUAAUGAGGAAGGGCAGGAACUUAGCAGGCACAAGUGAUAUGCUACUGUCAUCUGCAAUUACAGCUUCAAAUCAGAACCUGAUGUCGUUUGAAGAAGCUGAAGCCCUUGUGAAGCAAUGGCAAACGAUUAAGGCUGAAGCUUUGGGACCUAACUAUCAAAUCCAUAGACUUGCUAAAAUUCUUGAUGGAACAAUGCUUUUCCAGUGGCAAGCUCUAGCUGAUGCUGCAAAAGCUAAAUCCUGCUAUUGGAAAUUUGUUUUGCUUCAAUUGUCUGUCCUACGAGCUGAACUUUUAUCGGAUAAGUUUGGAGCAAUGGCAUUAGAAAUUGAGGUUCAUUUAGAGGAAGCAGCUGAGCUUGUCAAUGAAGCUGAACCAAAGAACCCGAGCUAUUAUAGCAACUAUAAAGUUCGUUAUUUGGUGAAGAGGCUACAGGAUGGUUCUUGGAAGUUUUGUGAAGGUGAUAUUCUAGUACCAACUUAGUCUAGACAUUCUUUUUUAAGACACAAAUAGAGAAUUUUUGCUCAUUUGGUCUCUGGAACAAGGAAAAAGUAAAAGAUUUAAAGUUCUACAAGGAUAACUCUGCACUAACACCAUGCCCAGGAGGGUUGUAAUGUUUUAUGGAUGAAGUGUCUGCUUGUAAAGUAUUUGAUUCUUUGGUUGUUAAUAACGUUCAAGUCUAUCUUUAGUAUAUAUAUCCUAGUGUACUGACGAUAGAUAAGAGCUAAAUUAUAGAUUGUAUAACUGUAUCUUUGAGUUUCAAACAUUCGUCUACAUUACUUUAGAAAGUGUACCAGAUAGACAUUCCCAAA